AAUGACAACUCACUGGACGAAGACUCUGGAGCAGCAACACUGGACGUAAUCCAUGGUUUCUCUGUUGCUAAAGAGAAUCUCCAUCAUUUCAGUCCUUCUAUUUCCGACAACCAACAUGAUUGGAGGCUGCAACUGAACUUAAUUUCAGCAAACUACAAUGACAACAUAAGGCUUUUCAGCGCACGACUAACUCUGCGUCGGUGCAGGACCGUCGCGCACUUGUGGCGUCACGACAGCAACGCCACAGGGACAAAACACAACUGUCCGGUUGCCGCUUGUUGAUGACGUGCCGUAUUUCAAGUUCACCCGGAAGACUGUCUUUUUCUUCUUUACCAACAGUGAAUUCAUUUCUUUCGAUCAGCAGAGUUAAAGACUUUUGAAGCUGAUUUUAAAUUCAAUUUCCACCGGGAAACACCGGAAGUGUUGUCAUAUGUGUUUUCUUUGGCGGAACUCCAGACAGCGACUCUGUUUCCCGGGACGUGAACACAGACAUAUCGCCGUCUUUGUGCGACGGAACGCUUGUGAGACCAGCAGAAAAGCGCAAUGAGAUUCUUUUGCUGAGUUGCUUGAUUUCAUCAUUUGCACUGAGCAAGAUGUCAGCAGAUGGGAAUCAUUCUUGUUUCACCAGAGCAGAUGGCACCGUCCCUUUCCUGGUCUGCGUCUUGCAUAUGUGGGAUGAAUGGGCUGCUCUUGGUCAACUGGAGGACUACCUAAAUGUUUUGGAGUACCUAUUGUGGGUCUUCACCCCUCUAAUCAUCGUCUUUGUCCUGCCUUUCCUUAUUGUCAUCCUCCUCUACCUCUCUAUCCUCUUCCUUCAUGUGUAUAAGAGGAAAAAUCAGCUUCGGGAAGCUUAUUGCAACAACUUGUGGGAUGGAGCAAGGAAAACUUUGGCCACACUGUGGGACGGACAUGGGGCCAUCUGGCAUGGUUAUGAGAUCCAUGGACUGGAGAAGAUCCCGAAUAAAGGACCUGCACUGAUCGUAUACUAUCAUGGAGCCAUUCCUAUUGACUACUAUUACUUUCUGGCCCGUGUUAUCAUCCAGAAGGGUCGGACAUGCCACUCUGUUGCAGAUCACUUUCUCUUCAAGGUCCCAGGCUUCAAGCUCUUGUGUGAGGUUUUUAGUGUUAUCCAUGGUCCUCAGGAGGAGUGUGUUCAGGCCUUGAAGAAUGGUCACUUGCUGGGAAUUUCUCCAGGAGGGGUGCGAGAGGCCCUUUUCAGUGAUGAGGCCUAUUCUCUUAUCUGGGGAAAUCGUAAAGGCUUCGCUCAAGUUGCCAUUGACUCAAAAGUGCCCAUCAUUCCAAUGUUCACUCAGAAUCUAAGGGAAGGAUUCAGAACUUUAGGGAAUCUCAGGUUUUACCGCUGGCUCUAUGAGAGGUUUCGCAUUCCAUUUGCACCUGUUUAUGGUGGCUUUCCGGUGAAGUUUCGCACCUUUCUGGGAGAUCCUAUUCCUUACGAUCCAAAGCUUAAUGCUGCAGAGCUGGCAGAAAAGGUCCGACUGGCUGUUCAGUCUCUAAUCGACAAGCAUCAGCAGAUUCCAGGGAACAUCCUGAGAGCUUUGCUGGAGAGAUUCUACAGUAAUCCAAGUGUGAAUUGACAGCAGGCUCCACACCUGCCUGUGCAGCGUUCCCUCAUUGCCAUUGAAGACUAACAAGAAAACAUAUUCCAUAGCUGUACACAUGUACUUCGUCCUAGUGCGUACUUUCCGAAGUUGAAGACAUACCUCUCCUGUCUGUUGAGAUCUGUACAGUGGGGAAAAGAAAAGUCGACUGGUUUCAUCCUUGUCGAUAAUGGCAUUCCACAAGAUUUCACUGGAAAGAAAUGUUGUUUUUGCUACGGUGUAGCUCCAAAACAUUCAUUACGUCAGUUGGUCGCAUCACUAUAAACUUAAAUCCAUGAACCCUUGAAUCAAAAUAUAUUGCUAAUAUUUGCGAUGAAAAGAUUUCGUUAUCAUCAGAUGUAAUGUUACAUCGUAUUGUAUUUAUGUUCAAGGUGUGUGUUUUGUUUAAAAAGUGUCUUAAUAAGAGUAUGUUUAUAUUGAACAUGAACGAAUAACUUAAGUUUGGUCUUGAUGGUCAACAUGCUAGCUUAGUGAUGUAUUCUUAAAUUAUUGUGUUGCAUUUUGAACAGGUGUUGGUCUCUUCUUGAAUAUGUGGAAUAAAUCUAUUUUAUUUAAA
Messenger RNA from Synchiropus splendidus (mandarinfish), 2175 nucleotides. RefSeq names its product transmembrane protein 68 (gene tmem68). Gene Ontology annotation, cellular component: membrane. Bases 594 to 1595 code for a protein of 333 amino acids. The transcript is spliced from 9 exons. The record is from RefSeq and is a predicted model, not a curated record. Gene Ontology annotation, molecular function: acyltransferase activity. Lineage: Eukaryota; Metazoa; Chordata; Actinopteri; Syngnathiformes; Callionymidae.